UGGGCUUGUCCAUUUCCAUUACUGGUUCUAAGUAGACUUAAAAAGUAAAUUAUGACACUCCGCGUCAUUUUGACAUGAAAUACAAACAUAAAGAGGACCACUCAGGUCAUAACACAGUUUGAGUCACUAUAAACCAACCAGUUGGAUGGAGUCCCAUACUCACUGCGUCUUGAACGUGUUCAGAAAACAGGUGCAAAAGCAAUUAAACUAAAAGUCAUGUCCUGUACAUCAAUCCGGAUCCUUAUACCGUGUUGGUCAAACUGUCAGUCCGCCGGGAUAAAGUUCAAGUUUCGUCCUCUGCUGUUCUCCGCCGCUCCGUCUCCUCCUUGUUGAUAAAGUCCAUUGCCUCACUGUGAUCGGUAAACUUCAUCCUUUUCCCCUUCCAUGUAAAGCGCAGUUCGGCCGGGUAUGCAAGCGUGAAGCGCACAUCCAGAUUGUGCAGCCGGUUUCUGGCAUCCGUGAAGUUUCUCCUCUUCUCCGCCGUCUCUUUUGUCAUGUCGGGGAAAAAUGACAGCUUGCAGCCCCCCCAGAUUACACUCUCCUUUUUCCUGUAUUUCUCCCUUGCAGCAGACAAUACUCGUUCCCUCUCUAGGAAACUUAGAAACCGCAUGAUAAUGGGUCUGGGUGGCCGGCCUUCUUCGGGCAUUGGUACUGGGGCACGGUGCACUCGCUGCAGCUGUGAUCCGUCCAAAUCAAUCCCCAGGGCCUCGGAGAUUAUUUUCUUCACACAGUCUGCCGGGUUUCUACCUUCAAUCUUUUCUUUCAGACCGACGAGCCGCAGAUUUUGGCGUCUGUCUCUGUUGGCAGCGUCUUCAACGGCCCGGUGUAAUUCCUCACACUUUUUAGCACUUUUAUCCGCUGUUUGGCGGAGCUGGUGGUUCUCAUCCUCUAACACAGAGAUGCGGCUUUCUGCUUCAUCCAACCGGGUUAAUAUUGCGUUGACAUCUGUUCUCAGACCGGCACUGGCCUCCUUAAUAUCCGUCAUGUCUGCCUGCAAAGCCACCAAGAGUUUCCCGACUUGUCCCAUCUCUUCUGUAGCUUUCUCCAGGGACUGUUGCAUAGCAGCCAAGACGCCUCCGCCAUUGAACUCUCCUUUACCGGUUCCCGUCGUGGUGCCCGCGUCGUCCGCUAGCUUAGCGCUAGCCCCGCUAGCUAGCGGGAUAUUAGCGCCAUGUUUUGUUGCUCUAGUUUCCAUAAGACACGAAUUACCAGAGCGCCCAACGUAGUUUAACUGUUAAACUAUCGCUUCACAAAGCUUAGAGUACGACCUGUCAGAUUCAACUAGCGAAUUUGGGGUAAAUCGGUGGGUUAAUCGGGACGUCUCCAACUAGGCGACCAUCCUGCUCGGUGACAUCACGUGACCGUCCCAGAAUCCCUUUCUUGAUGUGGGCAAUGUAAUCUGAUGUCUCAAACAGUGCAGACCAAAGAAAAGUCCUCGACCUGAUUACAUUGGUGGCCGUUAAUUGAAAACUUUUACUACGUCUGACUAAAUUAGAUUGCUGCCGAUGUCCCUGUCUGUCAUAUGUUUUGUUUGAUUUUUCUUUAAAUGGCUUUUAUUUUGCUUGUAUUGUUUUACUGUGUUUUUUACAUUUUUAAAACAUUUCCUUUAAUAGUUGCUAUUCCUUUAACUGUUUUACUGUUUUGUUGCUUUUGUUGUUUGAUGGUGUAACUGUGACUUGACUUGUGUAACUGCUGCACAACAAAUUGCCCGGGUCGUUGGGGUCAAAUCCAGAAUUCAGUGGCAGAAUUAAAGAUCUUUUCUGAUCCCCUAGGAGAAACUAGAAAGUGUUGGUGGUCUGAAUUGACCCUGCUGCCAUUAAGACCUAAAUCUGGACAUUGAUGUUGUAUGCUUUUCAUGUUGUACAUUUCUCCAGUAAUGUAACUUAACGGAAAGUCUGGGGAUCAAGGGAUCCUGGUGGUAAAAUCCCAUCAGUCUCAGCUCUGCUUUGCUUUUCACGGUGAUCGACAGAUUUUACGACCCAAUAUUCUAAAACUACCGUGCAGAAAGCUAAAAACUAUCGGCCUGUGAAAAUAGUUUUGUUGACAUUAUGAGUAUGCUGUUGACACAUUUCUAGGUUUCUAAUGACAAAGCUGCUAGCAUGUCUGCAGAUUCUUGAUCUUGUUUCAGCCUCAUGUCCAACUACAUGGAAUUGAGACUUUGAGGUUCAAGUUUUUCAUGAUUGCUCUUCCAUCACUGCCUCUGUUUUUAUCUUUGUCUUUUGCUACAGAAAUGUAAACACAGCAAUGGAGUGAGAUGUCGGACCUCUGAGGAGGAUAUGGAUGGUUCAGCAACAACAGCAAAAAGAGAUAAAUCACUGAGUUGUGAGCAAUGUGGCAAGACUUUUAUCACAGCAACAAAGCUAAGAAUUCACAAACAUAUUCGCACUGUGGAAAAACCAUUCAGCUGUGAUCAGUGUGGAAAGCCUUUUACUCAGAAGAGUCUGUUAAAAAGACAUCAGCUCAUUCACAGUGGAGUUAAACCAUUCAGCUGUGAUCAGUGUGGAAAGGCUUUUACUCAGAAGAGUGAUCUAACUAGUCAUCAACUCAUUCACAGUGGAGUGAAACCAUUCAGCUGUGAUCAGUGUGGAAAGGCUUUUACGAAGAAGAGUAAUCUGGCAAGUCAUCAACGAAUGCACAGUGGAGUUAAACCAUUCAACUGUGAUCAGUGUGGAAUGGCUUUUACUCAGAAGAGUCAUCUAGAAAAUCAUCAACUCAUUCACAGUGGAGUUAAACCAUUCAACUGUAAUCAGUGUGGAAAGGCUUUUACUACCAAGACUCUGUUACAAAGACAUCAACUCAUUCACAGUGGAGUUAAACCAUUCAACUGUGAUCAGUGUGGAAAGGCUUUUACUCAGAAGAGUAUGUUAAAAAGACAUAAACUCUUUCACAGUGGAGAUAAACCAUUCAGCUGUGAUCAGUGUGGAAAGACUUUUACUCUGAAGAGUGAUCUAACAUGUCAUCAACUCAUUCACAGUGGAGUUAAACCAUUCAGCUGUGAUCAGUGUGGAAAGGCUUUUACUAAGAAGAGUAACUUAGCAAGUCAUCAACAAAUGCACAGUGGAGUUAAACCAUUCAACUGUGAUCGGUGUGGAAUGGCUUUUACUCAGAAGAGUCAUCUAGUAAAUCAUCAACUCAUUCACAGUGGAGUUAAACCAUUCAACUGUGAUCAGUGUGGAAAGGCUUUUACUCAGAAGAGUAAUCUAACAAGACAUCAACUCAUUCACAGUGGAGUUAAACCACUCAACUGUGAUCAGUGUGUGAAAACCUUUACUCAACAUGAACAGUUGUUGAUCCAUCAAUGCCCCCAUUCUGGUAGAAAGCGAUACCACUGUGACUCCUGUGAAAAAACUUUCAACGACCAACAGAGCUUAAAAUGUCACCAACGCAUCCACACUGGACAUAAUGUGUACCGAUGUGAUUACUGUGGCAAACCAUUUGUACGGUACUCAAAGUUAAAAGCUCAUGAAGUGACCCACACUGGGGCUAAACCAUACCUUUGUCACCAGUGUGGGAAGUCCUACAGCUACAUUACAUACCUCAAAGUUCACCAACGUGUCCACACUGGGGAGAGACCAUACAGAUGUGACGAGUGUAAGAAGACUUUUACAACUUUGGGUUCCCUGAAACAACACCAGCAGAUCCACACCAGAAAGAAAGCAUUCAAUCAAUGUCACAGUGGCAGAACAGAACAGAUGGACUAAAGUCUCAGACUUGUCAGCACUCUGCCAAUGCUGAACAGUGCUGCUUUGACCAGUCUGGACCGACGUCCAAUCAACAAGGAACCCGACAACGACACCAGCGUAUGCACACUGGACACAGACUGAACCUCUGCCAAGAAGAUUUCUCCAUGCAGGGUUCAGUAAAAGUUCAUGAAGUCCUCCACAAACUUAAAGUCCUUGAGAUCCGGCUUCACAGAAUUCAGGUCUAAUUUUUUGUUUGGUGUCUUCGUUGCUUUGUUGCAAAAUCCAUUAAGAGGAAAGCUGUCGUUAACAGACAUGACUGUUAAUUAAACCCUUCAAAGUGGUUAGUCAGUUAAAUGAAUUAUCAGUGGUAGAGGGAUAGACGUCUGGAUGGAGGCAGUGAGCAGCAGGGCAAAUUUCCUCGAUUACCAGCUUAAUCGUUCCUCAGAUCCCUCUGGGCUGCAGGAACCCGUUAGAUGCAGAGCUGGUUCAGUGAUUCUCUGAUGAUUGAUCAUAAUUAAUUUAGGAGAUUACUGGCCUUAGGAUUCAUGUCUGUCUGUAGCAAGUAGAUCAACUAAUCUCUGAUUAUGUGUGAGUUGAAAUAUAAAAACAUGAAGUGUUCUAUAAAAAGUCCAAUCUUUGAAAGCUGA
This is a messenger RNA of Acanthochromis polyacanthus (spiny chromis), 4330 nucleotides long. Its product is annotated as zinc finger protein 665-like. The coding region runs from base 2277 to 3701 and encodes 474 amino acids. Gene Ontology annotation, molecular function: chromatin insulator sequence binding; RNA polymerase II cis-regulatory region sequence-specific DNA binding; DNA-binding transcription factor activity. Lineage: Eukaryota; Metazoa; Chordata; Actinopteri; Pomacentridae. The record is from RefSeq and is a predicted model, not a curated record. Gene Ontology annotation, cellular component: chromosome. Gene Ontology annotation, biological process: regulation of transcription by RNA polymerase II. The transcript is spliced from 2 exons.